Molecule: messenger RNA, 964 nt
Organism: Fusarium odoratissimum NRRL 54006
Lineage: Eukaryota; Fungi; Ascomycota; Sordariomycetes; Hypocreales; Nectriaceae
Exons: 1
Coding region: 165-473 (102 amino acids)
Source: RefSeq, a predicted model, not a curated record
CACCGGCCAGUCAGUGACUGCGCCGGCGAAUAGAUUUCUUUAUGUACUAGUAGCACCAGGGUCCUCUUUUCCUGUCUUUUCUUUUCUUUUUGCUUCUGGGUUUUGGUAAAGACUAAUUACAGGACUAGAAUUGCGUGUUAGUUGCUCAAGAGAUGACUUGAAACAUGUACAUGCAUGUUGGUUUGUGUGCGGAUACGACAGACUAUCAGCAAGAUGGCAAUUGGCAUUCUGCACCAAGUAUCACCAGAGUUUAUCCAACAUCAGCCCGACGGCGCACCUCGUCGCAACGGUGCUGCAGUCGCACGACACCUAGAGACCCUUGUCAUAGGCGAGGUACGAAUCACACUCUGGCUGACUCUGCUAUUACCAACACAAAAGAGAGUUUGAUAUGUCGACGUGUACGCGCAGAGAAGCAUCCAACCAGGGACCCAGACUCCUCCGAUUCACAAUGCAUCAGUCUAGGCCAGGUUUAGGGGUUGAGGUUGUUGGGUGGCUGGUGGCUGGGAAUACAAAUUCGAUGGAUCAAUGGAGUAGUUUUUGGCGGCUCAGCGGGACCUCGUUAGCUUCAUCUUCUCGAUCGAGACUAUUGCUUGAGGCGCGGUAGGUGAAAUUCUCCUUCCAUGGCCUCUCUUGACCGCUAGAAGUGAAUUGAGUCAAGUCGUCAACUAUCCCCCUGGCUUGAAUACCUGGAGAAAAAAAAAAUCUGAUCUUGAUUACAAGGCUUCAUCAGCUACAAAUGGAAGCAUCGUCAGACCAAUAGCCAGCGCCCAGUUUCCCCAGAGCGGGUUACUCCCUCCACUAGUAAACCCCGCAGUCAAAAGUUUGACUUUGAUUGGGCUCGAAUUGGUUUCUGCUAGCGGGUGGUGAAAAUGGGAGGCUUGAACCUUCGGUUUGCUGAGGCAUAAACGACUGAGUAAGAAUAUCAGCCAUAUUAGUCUAUCAAAUCCACCUGGGACUCCUCGAG